UUCACCAUCACCAAGUCCUGGAAACCCAGAAAUGCUUGGAUAGACCACAGAACUUAAAGAUGCUGGGGGAGGAUUGAAUACCCCACAAUCUCAGCUCCCUUUAUAGUAAUGUUAGGAAUCCCUCACUACGUGAUAAGCUUCUUAUUAACGAUACGGACAUGGUGCAUGCGCAGUGGAAAGCCGCAUCAGCAAGUAGCGCAUGCUCGGUUUAUUCUGUAUUGGGAACGCGCUUUUGAGAGGCACAGAGAGGAUGUGGGACCAUCAGACAAUGCAGAACACUGAAGUAGGGCUUAGGAGGAGUCGGCAGCAAAACGCUCAAGUACAAAACAGUAGAAGAAAAGAAGAAACUAUCUGUCCCUCUCAGGUGAAGAAGCAGACUGUCCAAGGGGAAAACGGGAUACUGUACAGUCUCAUAAAUACAUUAUGGCACAACUGAAUGUAAGAAGAUACAUUCGAGCGUUUGUCAGUGGUUUUUUUGUAGCUGUUCCAGUUACAGUAACUUUUCUAGAUCGAGUGGCAUGCAUCGCUAGAGUAGAAGGUGUUUCAAUGCAACCAUCAUUAAAUCCACAUGGAAGAAAUGGAUCUGAUGUGGUGGUUUUAAAUCGUUGGAGCGUUAGGAAUUAUGAAGUUCACCGUGGUGACAUAGUAUCUCUAAUGUCUCCAAAGAACCCAGAGCAAAAGAUCAUAAAAAGAGUAAUUGCUCUUGAAGGAGAUAUUAUAAAGACAAUUGGGCACAAGAAACGAUUUGUCAAAGUUCCAAGUGGCCAUAUAUGGGUGGAAGGUGAUAAUCGUGGACACAGUUUUGACAGUAAUGCUUUUGGACCAGUUUCUCUUGGGCUUAUACAUGCACAUGCUACUCAUAUUUUGUGGCCUCCUAAUAGAUGGCAAAAAUUAAGUCCUCUUCUUCCUCCAGAACGCCUACCACUACAGAGUGAAAGAGACUGACUUUGAGAAGGAGAUUAUGUAAUAAUGCAAAAAAAAAAAAUAGCAUGUCUUUUUCAGAAGAACCUUCACACACACACACAAGUAAUUAUUUAUUACUUUUUAUUGAUGAAGCUGAAUUAUAAGAUACAUUAUAAGUUGUUUUUUUAUAGUAUUCUAUUCAGUCACAAUUAUCUGUUUUGAAGCUCACAUUUAGUUUUUUAAC
Molecule: messenger RNA, 1147 nt
Organism: Bombina bombina (fire-bellied toad)
Lineage: Eukaryota; Metazoa; Chordata; Amphibia; Anura; Bombinatoridae
Gene: IMMP2L
Product: inner mitochondrial membrane peptidase subunit 2
Exons: 3
Coding region: 424-945 (173 amino acids)
Biological process (GO): mitochondrial respiratory chain complex assembly
Cellular component (GO): membrane; mitochondrial inner membrane peptidase complex
Molecular function (GO): serine-type endopeptidase activity
Source: RefSeq, a predicted model, not a curated record